Messenger RNA from Clonostachys rhizophaga, 999 nucleotides. The record is from the annotation of a GenBank genome assembly. NCBI's taxonomy places the organism in Eukaryota, Fungi, Ascomycota, Sordariomycetes, Hypocreales, Bionectriaceae.
AUGUGGGCUUUAUACAGUUGGUUUCGUCCUUUGUGCGUGGCUCUCUUUAACUCAUCAAUACCGUGGAAGUAUCGCUGGAGGCUUGCGCUACUUCAGCCCAUCUCACUCCUCACCUACUCUAUUGGCUCAUUCCCAUAUAUUUUCUCUCGACCUUUCUAUGUGGAGCACCUACCCAUAUUUCCAAAGCGUUCCGUCCGCGCUUUGGUCUUUAAGACACCUGGUACUGGAAAGGGUCGUAAGCUUCGGCCUCUUCAUAUUGAGAUACAUGGUGGAGCAUUCAUUGGUGGCCUCCCGGAGAGCAGUGCCCCGUUCGACGAGAGGGUUGCUGUCGAAACGGGUGCCGUGGUUGUGAGCCUUACUUACAGAUACGCACCAGAGCAUCCUUUCCCUGCUGGCAUUGAUGAUAUUGAUGCUACGAUUGGAUGGAUCAUAAAGAACUCCGAGUCUCGAUGGGGAGCAGACAGUACCCUCAUGACCAUCGGCGGGUUCUCAGCGGGUGGAAAUCUAGCCCUUGCAGCUACACAACAACCUGAACUGCAAGCUCCUUCGCCAACUGCCCUUAAAGCGAGCGUUACUUUUUAUGCCUCGAUUGAUCUCCGGAUUCCACCUUGGGAAAAGCCUAAACCAGCGAAGUUUCCCAAAACUGACCCUUUGGCGUUCUUGCUGCCGCUUUUCGAUUCUUAUCCGGGCCCCGUACGGGCCUCACACAUAGAAGACCCUCGAAUGAGCCCCGUCAUUGCCAGAGGAGAAACACUCCCGCCCCGGAUGCUUAUGGUGAUACCCGCAAUCGAUAUCUUAGUAGCAGAACAACAGGCGUUGGCUGAAAGGUUAAACGCUGAGCAACCUGGAAGGGUGGAAGUGUAUGCAGAGCCGGAGGGUUUUCAUGGCUACCUGGAAGUACCGGAUGCGGCAGUGACGAAAGAAGUCAAGGACAGAGCUUUCGAUAGGGCAAUCAAGUUCCUGAUUGACACGUACGGCAUGCAUGGAUGGACCUGGUAG